UACGUCCAAUUAUGUGAAUAAAGAGUCAAAUAAGUAAUUUAUAGAACGAUGUGUCAGUAGAUAACGUGGUUAGGUGCAAAAUGGAGAGCGUACGAAAUUUUUCCGUAUCGCUUAUCAAAGGGUUCAUAGACAGUUUGCGAGGUGUAACUGUGCUAUUGUAUUUAGAUAAAGAAAUAAAUGAGCGAGCACUGAGUCGUUCUCCUCAUUUGGAUCCCGACAAUACAAAAAGUAAACAAAAGCAGACAAAAGUGAAACAGGAAUCUAAAGUACUUACAAGGGUCUUACAAUCAUGUAUUCUCAACGGGUUCAUAUUUUUACUUAGCAUAUUAGUAUUUGAGUACGUACUCUUGCCGGCAGUCAAGUACUUAGUCACAGUUGUAUUUGGACAUGACCAAGGGGUGGCACAUAGUGUAUGGGCGUGGAUGCUGCCAUUCCUCUCUAUGACAUUUAGAAUGAUAUGGGUGCUGCCUUUGUUCCUGCUUAGUAAACUUGUCAACGCGCUGUGGUUUCAAGUUCCAUGUUAG
Hyposmocoma kahamanoa is the source of this 524-nucleotide messenger RNA. RefSeq names its product etoposide-induced protein 2.4 homolog (gene tank). NCBI's taxonomy places the organism in Eukaryota, Metazoa, Arthropoda, Insecta, Lepidoptera, Cosmopterigidae. The record is from RefSeq and is a predicted model, not a curated record. Bases 81 to 524 code for a protein of 147 amino acids. Gene Ontology annotation, biological process: macroautophagy. The transcript is spliced from 4 exons. Gene Ontology annotation, cellular component: endoplasmic reticulum.